This is a messenger RNA of Lucilia cuprina (Australian sheep blowfly), 1407 nucleotides long. It is a transcript of the gene bond, whose product is annotated as elongation of very long chain fatty acids protein 7. The coding region runs from base 116 to 1039 and encodes 307 amino acids. Gene Ontology annotation, cellular component: endoplasmic reticulum membrane. The record is from RefSeq and is a predicted model, not a curated record. The transcript has 5 exons. Gene Ontology annotation, molecular function: fatty acid elongase activity. Lineage: Eukaryota; Metazoa; Arthropoda; Insecta; Diptera; Calliphoridae. Gene Ontology annotation, biological process: fatty acid elongation, saturated fatty acid; fatty acid elongation, polyunsaturated fatty acid; fatty acid elongation, monounsaturated fatty acid.
UCAGUUAGUGUCUUCUUGGCAACUUCAAUUGACGGGCUUUUGUUGACUUUUUGCGGGUACAUUUCUAAAACGGAAACGGAUACAAAAUCAUUAUCGAGAAUCUAAAUCGAUCAAUAUGACGACAUACAUGAAAGUAUUUAACGAACGUUAUUUAACGCUAUCGAAAGGAGUGGAUGAAACUGUAGACAGUUGGUUUUUAAUGAGUUCACCGGGACCAGUAUUUUCUAUAGUUGCAGUUUAUUUAAUAUUAGUUUUAAAAAUCGGGCCGACAUUUAUGAAAUCUCGUAAGGCCUACGAUUUAAAGAAGGUCAUGAUCGCUUAUAAUGCCUUUCAAGUGUGUUAUUCUAUAUGGAUGUGUCGUACGUCAUUACAAGAAAGCCGCAUAACAGAUACUUUGCUGUCAAAAAAAUGUGAAAUUCACCGGACUCGUGAACAAAGUUUGAACUUGUACUCAGGUGCCUGGUUUUAUUUUUUCUCGAAAAUCAUUGAUUUGUUAGAUACUUGCUUCUUUGUAUUGCGCAAAAAGCAAAAUCAGGUGUCAUUCUUGCACGUGUACCAUCAUACCAUUACAGCUUUAUUCUCUUGGAUGUAUCUUAAAUAUGCACCAGGUGAACAAGGCGUUGUAAUCGGCAUAUUGAAUUCAGGCGUACAUAUAGUAAUGUACUUUUAUUAUAUGGUUUCUGCCAUGGGCCCUCAGUACCAAAAGUUUUUAUGGUGGAAAAAGUACAUGACAAGCAUCCAAUUGAUUCAAUUUGUUCUUAUCAUGGCGUACAUGGUUAUCAUUGCACUGAAGGGCUGCAAUAUGCCAAAGACACUAACGUUCUUCUUCAUCGCAAAUACUUUGAUAUUCCUAUAUUUAUUUGGUAGUUUUUACAAAAGAACAUAUAAAUCAAAUCUUAAUGGGGCAACUAAAGCCGCCAUGCACGCAGCUAACGGAAUGGGUUGCAUACCAUCAAAGGCGUUCUUGGCUCAGGGCGAUCAAAUGAAACGACUAAUCGAUGUUAACAAUAACGCUAUAAAAUCUACCAAAGCGGAGUAAAAAUCUGCAAUCUGUAUUUGCCUGUAUUUCUUUUACCUUAUUCAACUUAUUUCUAUAUUUAGAUACAUACAUACAUAUGUACAUAUGUAUGUAUAUGGGGACUUAGUUAUUCAUAACUUUAUUUUAGAAAAGUUUUACGAAUAGUUCUAAGCCUUUAAAUAUUCUUAACUGUAUGUACUUUGGUCUGAACUUUAAUAUUUCAUGUGUGGGCAUUUACUCUUUCAGUUUUUUAUUAUUAUUUCUAUUUUAAUCAUUGUAUUUAAUAAGAUUGAAUGUAAUUCAAUGUGUGAAUGUGAUUGUAUGCUAAUGUGUAUAUAUGGAUGACUGUUUAAACGAAUUAUUGUUAAAAUAAAGAUAUAUAAAAUAUA